AUGUCUUGCUGCAGACCCUGUCCCCCACGGCCCUGCGGCCCCUGUGGCCCAACGCCCCUUGCAAGCAGCUGCAGCGAGCCGUGCCUCGCCCGCUGUGCUGACUCCACGGUGUACAUCGAGCCUUCGCCGGUGGUGGUGACCCUGCCGGGCCCCAUCCUCACCUCUUUCCCUCAGAGCACGGCCGUGGGAUCCUCUCUGUCAGCUGCUGUGGGCAGCUCCCUCAGCACCUCAGGGGUUCCCAUCUCUUCUGGGGGCUCCCUUGGGCUGGGGGGCUCAGGCCUGUGCCUGCCUAUCCCCCGCUGCGGUCAGAUCUGCUGA
Molecule: messenger RNA, 318 nt
Organism: Poecile atricapillus (Black-capped chickadee)
Lineage: Eukaryota; Metazoa; Chordata; Aves; Passeriformes; Paridae
Product: feather keratin Cos1-1/Cos1-3/Cos2-1-like
Exons: 1
Coding region: 1-318 (105 amino acids)
Cellular component (GO): intermediate filament
Molecular function (GO): structural constituent of cytoskeleton
Source: RefSeq, a predicted model, not a curated record